AUGCCCUUGAAUGAAUCCAGUACUGGCAUCUACCUUUUACUUGCCGUGCACCUCACGAGCGAGGAGGAUGUCUUCCACUGGGGACUCGCUGCCUGGUCCGAAUUACCCGACGACGCGACACAGCUUCCAAUUAGUCAAAUCGUGUUGAUUAAGAACGAGCGCAACGAGGAACUCUGGUCAAGGUGCACACGCACCGUCGCGCUUAGCACCAUCAACAAUCUCCUCGGGUUCAUCCUGCUCCCCCUCCCGACGGAGUUCCCAGGAAACCUCAGCGACAUGCAGGCGAUCCUGGCAGAGUGGCAAUUGCGCCCGGGCGACGUUUCGGAUGCGGAGAUAGAAUCUGGCAUCGAUUGGGUGGUUGACGUGUUGGAAGAGAAUGCGGAGCAAUGGGGGAUGGACCUUGGGCUCGAGGGCAAUCACAUUUUCUCGCACGGGACACUGCUCUCUAUGAAACUGCGCACCGCGCGCUAUUCAAACACGCGGCCCGCGACAGUGAUCCACCAUGAUCUUGUGCAGCCAAUUCACCGUGACGACUUCUUGUUUGUCGAAUUUGGCCGCAGAAAAUCGCUAUGCACACAGGCUAUGCCUCCGGACCAAAUUCGUCAAUGGUCGGGACCUGACACAUACAGAAUCAAAGGGUACGCAGCUACUGACACAUGUGACUCUCGAUUGAAAGAGAAAAUAUCAAUUGGUUCACAGUCGGCAUGGAGCGCGAUUUUGAAUACGUUAAAAAUACAACCCGAGUUUCCCAGAUGGUAG
Heterobasidion irregulare TC 32-1 is the source of this 759-nucleotide messenger RNA. RefSeq lists its product as uncharacterized. The transcript has 3 exons. Bases 1 to 759 code for a protein of 252 amino acids. The record is from RefSeq and is a predicted model, not a curated record. NCBI's taxonomy places the organism in Eukaryota, Fungi, Basidiomycota, Agaricomycetes, Russulales, Bondarzewiaceae.